GGGGGUGCCGCUCUCCGCCAAUCAGACGCCGCCUGGCGCCCGCGGGGGGCGUGGCCUCAGCGCCGUUAAGAUGGCGGCGGGUUGGAGCCGACUCGUGCUGAUUCCUCCUCUGAAGGGGCUGCUCGGAGGGCACCGGGAGCUGACAAACCUCAGAACAGGCCUCUAGAGCUGGAAGCAGAGAUCCAGGCAGUGCCAGCGACAUGACAGACGGUUCCCCUCAUCCCCCUCACCCCCCUGGGCUCUGCCUGCGGCGGGAAUUCAAACAGGACGCGCUUCCCAGGGCCAAGAGGUCGCCGGAUUCCGCGGCGCAGCUCCCGGCCCUGCAGUCAGCCAAGAGGGUUUGUGUGGUGGGUCAGGCCUGCAGCACUCCAAAGCCAUCAGACAGCCUGGUGCUCCUCUCCCCAGGUUCUCCCUGCUCCCCUUUCCUGGAUGACAGCGGCCAGGGUGACCUUGCUGCUGAUUUUUGUGGGUCGAGGUACGACGACGUGGCCAUUUCCCUGGACACCAGCGGGUGCUUCGAUGACACCGAGCUGGAUGACUCCCUGCUGGAACUGUCAGGCAGCGAGAAAGGGAACUCUCCCUUCGAUUACACUGAGGAGGAGAUCCAGGAAAUCUUGGCAGAUGACUGCAUGGAAGCUGAGCAGCACCUGAUCAGCCAAAGCCAUCUGAGCCAGAGUGUAAAUGAGGAGAGCGGAGAGGCCGAGAGCGGCAGCUGCAGCGGGGCCUCACUCGGUGAAGAUGCCGCGGAGAUGGUGGAGGAAUCAGAGGAACCUCUGCCCCAGGAGGGUUCCACAGUCAGUUCUGGGUGUUAUCCUGGCUUUUUGAGUGGAAGUGCUGGUUUGGGUGGGAUCCACCUGCAGCAGGACCUCGACCUGCAGGAUCUCCUGCACCUCGGCCCGUUCGCUGCCGGCCGUUCCGAUGAGCCCCCGGAGGGCAAUUAUCUGGUGGAGGUGGAGAGAGAAGCUCUAGAAGCAAUGAUAGAUGAUUGUUUAGGAUAUGCUGAUACAACUGCUGGUAGCUGCGUUCCCGAAGAAUCUCUGGAGCCUAAAGGCCAGGAAAACCUGGCUUUGGAUUGCCUGGGAAGAGCCGUGCCCGUGUCUCACCUUGGCUGGAGCGCAGCUGAUGAGAGCCCAGCACCUGGGGCUGGAAACCAAGGGCUUCCCAAAGCAACAACGAGACUGUUUUCAAGGAAACCAGACUCUCCAGAGGAUGGUGAAGGGGAAUCUCCAGGAGCUGAGCAGCCAUCAGGCAACAUUAAAAUAAGUGACACAACUGAAGUCCAGACCGUGCAGGAAGAGACAGCCAGUGGGAAGAAACCUGGCAAGGUUAUUAUUGCCCCACAGGAGAAGGAGAAAAGGCUGAAACAACGGCCCUGCAUGUCAGAGGUGAAAGCUGAGCAAAAGAAACGUUUCCAUCCUGAGUGUGCACACCCACACGAUGAAAAGUGUCCCCCCUGUGCCAGGAUCCGCAAUCUUAGAUCCCCCAGGGCUGGCUGUCCCAGCUCUGCCUCCCUCUUCACCUGGAGCCCUUUUGGCAGGUGCAGGUCGGCGCCUCCGCUGCGCAGCAAGAAGACGUGAGCCACUGGAGAUUAUCCCAGAUCCCCUCUGGAUCCUGAGAACCCCUUGCAGCCUCCCAUUAAAUGUUUUCCUCGUUA
This is a messenger RNA of Empidonax traillii (willow flycatcher), 1654 nucleotides long. RefSeq lists its product as uncharacterized. The coding region runs from base 201 to 1577 and encodes 458 amino acids. Gene Ontology annotation, molecular function: calcium-dependent protein binding. The record is from RefSeq and is a predicted model, not a curated record. Gene Ontology annotation, cellular component: nucleus; cytosol. The transcript is spliced from 5 exons. NCBI's taxonomy places the organism in Eukaryota, Metazoa, Chordata, Aves, Passeriformes, Tyrannidae.